Fonsecaea multimorphosa CBS 102226 is the source of this 1881-nucleotide messenger RNA. RefSeq lists its product as uncharacterized. The coding region runs from base 1 to 1881 and encodes 626 amino acids. Gene Ontology annotation, cellular component: cyclin-dependent protein kinase holoenzyme complex; nucleus. The record is from RefSeq and is a predicted model, not a curated record. The transcript has a single exon. Gene Ontology annotation, biological process: regulation of cyclin-dependent protein serine/threonine kinase activity. Gene Ontology annotation, molecular function: protein kinase binding; cyclin-dependent protein serine/threonine kinase regulator activity. Lineage: Eukaryota; Fungi; Ascomycota; Eurotiomycetes; Chaetothyriales; Herpotrichiellaceae.
AUGUCGUCCAUGUCUGCUCUCUACAGUGCUGUUGGCCCUACGGAUCGGUCGAACUCGACGUCGAACACAUCCUAUCAAGACGCAUAUGGGAGCAAAAGGUGGAAUAACUGCGAGACCUACUUCAACAGCGGUUUACCAACGCCUCCGGGCUCGAGGGCCAUGCCGGGAGUAGUGUUAGGCAACAGCUAUGCGGCCCUGCCUGCACCUGCUUUCCAGCAGGACCGCAGUGGUUUGCCAGACGGUGCCACCGCUGCUCGCCAACGCAGCACCGCAUCUACAGUUCUGACGAACCAUGCAUACGCUCUAGCUCCUCCCGCAAACGGAGUCAGCCUGUACAACCGUCGAGCCUCCGAUCAGAGCAAUCUGAAUGCCAUCGCACCCCAUCUUCAGAUACCAGAAUCGGUGAACAAGAGCAAAGGGAGUCUGGCCGAGUUUGCUGCAGAGAUUACAUGCCUGUUCUGGUUUGAAACAGGGCAAACAUUGCAGUACGCCGAAAAUCUCCCAGAGGAUGUACCAGUCGACAGAGGGUUGCUGCCAGAUGCUAUACCCUCAAUUGGGUUCCGAAAAUGGGUGACCACGAUCAUCAGCACCACUCAGGUUGGGAAGAAUGUAAUCCUGCUUGCCUUGUUGUUCAUCUAUCGGCUCAAACGAUUCAACCCCAGUGUCAGCGGGAAGCGUGGCAGUGAGUUUCGGCUCCUGACGAUUGCCCUAAUGCUGGGCAACAAGUUUCUGGACGACAACACAUACACGAACAAGACGUGGGCGGAGGUUUCUGGCAUUUCAGUCACCGAAAUUCACAUCAUGGAGGUUGAAUUUCUGAGCAACAUGAGAUACGCUCUUUACGCCUCGGCUGCAGAGUGGAGUGAAUGGAAAUCCAAAUUGGGAAGGUUUGGCGCGUUUUACGAGAAGGCCUCCAAGCUACCGUUGGUAGAUGAGAGCAGAGCAAAUGGCACCACCCCUGUCACGCCUACUGCUCAGAGCUUUCCCCAAAAGCUGCCCUCACCUCCUUCCACUCAUCACAGCGUCAGUCCCUAUGGUGUCUCACCGUCUCUCAACACCCAUUACCCUGUCUUGCCACAUCCUUCGUCUGCAGCGACACAACUUCCGAGUUCACCACUUCGGCAACAAGUUGGCUUGAGGGGAUAUCAUCAAGAGCGGAAACGGAGUGCCGACUAUUCCACUGAGCUUCCUCCUGCGAAAAGGCAACAAUUUACUGGCCAGCUUUCAGAACACAUUGGGAACAGGGCGAAUUCGCUUCCGUACACUGCUGGCAGUCUAAGAGUUUCUCCUACCCGUCCCACUGGUCUGGCGGAUCUUGGAGUUCCAGCAACAUUGCCGGAUAUCCCAAGGUUGGACAUACCACGAGUGCCACCCUCACUACCGCUUUCAAAUGCACAGAACACCCUAUUACCAGGCCAGCCGAAUAGGCCACUCUCAAUCGUCUACCCGGCUGCAAGUGGUACCUAUUCCCAUCCUGUCACGCCAAUAUCUGCAGUCCCGCAAUCCCUGUUCCAAAAUCCUGUUCCAAGUCUGGGCGAUGGUUCCCGGUCUGUUACAACGCUGCCUUCCGCUCAUACCUCUCCAUCUAAUGGAUACAAUACCGCUACUCCCACUCUACCAGGGCUAUCACCUUCAUACUUUUUGACGCAUCGCACGUCUCCGUAUCGACCGGUGCGACAUGUCAACACGCUUUUGAUACCUCCGCCGUCGGCUGCACUUCAGAUGCCAGUCAGAAAUGUUACUUCUGACCAGAUUCACUACCAUCCUCUGAGCAAAGUGAUGACUGAGCGCCGGAGUGGACCGCUCCCCAACUUCCAUCCCGAUGGCUGGCAGCAUAGCAAUGUUUCCACGCCCAUUGCUCAACACCAAUACCCAUUCUAA